Oryza sativa Japonica Group (Japanese rice) is the source of this 1359-nucleotide messenger RNA. RefSeq lists its product as uncharacterized. The record is from RefSeq and is a predicted model, not a curated record. Lineage: Eukaryota; Viridiplantae; Streptophyta; Magnoliopsida; Poales; Poaceae.
CGCUCUCUCUCUCUCCUCGCGUGACUCGCGCGUGCCCUCGCCGCCGCCCUCGCCCACGCCGCCUCCCUCCCCCGCGCGCAACAGGCGGCGACGGUGCCGUCGCCGUCGUCCGCGGCGGCGCGAUCGCCCCCGAGGAUCCCUCCGCAUCUAAUCCCCUUACCCCGUCGCCCGCACCGCCCGUCGUCCCUCGCCGGCCGCUGUCCACCGAUCCGAGUUUUCUCAAGAAAUGGCUAGAGCUCCAAGAGACCGUACUCUAUCAAGCCGGCGUGCUAGUUCAGCUACCAGUGCUGUACCUUCGUAUUACCAGAAAACAAAAAAGGCAUCCAAGGAAAAUGGAUUGCAACUAACCUCAGAGAAAAAGGACUGGAAACGUGCCACUUGCUCAAUAUGUUUGGAGCAUCCACAUAAAGCUGUUCUCCUCCUCUGUUCUUCUCACAGCAAAGGUUGUCGUCCGUACAUGUGUGACACCAACCGUCAGCACUCUAAUUGUCUUGAGCAGUUCAAAAAUGCUUAUUCGAGGGGAAAGCCAGCUUGUGAAUUAUCAGGUGCAGUGGCACAAGCUAGCAAGAAGCCACAGGAGAUGGAGCUUGUGUGCCCUAUCUGCCGUGGGGAUGUUAAAGGAUGGACAGUGGUUGAGCCAGCCAGAAGAUUUCUCAACCGCAAGAGGAGGACUUGCAUGCAUGAGGGAUGCUCUUUUGGUGGAUCAUACAGAAAACUCCGCAACCAUGUGAGGUCCAAUCAUCCUUCAUCAAAUCCUCGUGAAAUCGAUUCUGCAAGCUUAGCUGAGUGGAAGGAGCUUGAAUAUGAGAAGGAUAGGCAGGAUGCAAUAAGCAUAAUUACAGCAUUGAAUCCAGGGUCAACAAUCAUGGGGGACUAUUUCAUUGACCCCAACAGUGACAGCAACGACUCGUUUGACUAUAGCUCUGACUCUUUGACAUUCUCAGAUAGUGAUCCUGGAACUCAGCUUAAUGGUUCCACUAGUUCUCGAAGGCCCGCUCGGAUUAUUCCUAAUGCCCGUGUAAGAUACUAAAGGGCCACAAUUGACAGCUGAGAAAUGGAACCAUUUGAGCUUCAGCAUUCUAUCCUGUCCAUGACGUGCUCUGAUGCACUAUAGGAUGAAUGGAGUGGCGCGUUUGUGAAUGUCGUCUGGUUAGAAUUUCAUUCCCUUUUUUUUAUCAAAGUAAAUUAAGAAACAGGUUAGGCUAAAGACCACAGUUUAGUUAGUCGGUAUUAUGUCACGGGAAACAAAAUGUAAAUCCUGGUCUCGAUUAUGGUUAGUUAAGCAGUUACAUGUGUUCUUCUUGUCCAGUGGAUCUGCAACUUUCAGUGAUAACAAUGUGCUAGCAGUUCUGGUGAUUA